Molecule: messenger RNA, 2262 nt
Organism: Wyeomyia smithii (pitcher-plant mosquito)
Lineage: Eukaryota; Metazoa; Arthropoda; Insecta; Diptera; Culicidae
Gene: deltaCOP
Product: coatomer subunit delta
Exons: 8
Coding region: 355-1911 (518 amino acids)
Biological process (GO): endoplasmic reticulum to Golgi vesicle-mediated transport; retrograde vesicle-mediated transport, Golgi to endoplasmic reticulum; Golgi localization
Cellular component (GO): COPI vesicle coat; cytosol
Source: RefSeq, a predicted model, not a curated record
CAAUAAAAAUUUGGAAAGAAUCUGAAAGUGGUGCCUAGUGUCAGCUUCUUGCUGCUUGAUUUAGAUUCUUCGAAGUUUACUGAAAAACUUAUUAGAAAAAAGUUCAAGUUAACCCAAGUUUACCGCAACAUCUAAAGUGAAAUGUCUGCUGAAUAAAAUAGCCCAAUACCCAAGAGCAACGUUGAAUUUAAGACACAUUACAACCAAUUAAAAUUUCGCUCCAUCGGUUAGCCGUCGAUAUAGUAAAGCAAACGUCACUACAUCACACGUCAGCCGGAAUUCAGAGACUAGCUGCUAUUUCAUACUGAUCUAGUUGGUUUGUUUACUGGAACUGAAUCGUUUUACUGUUUAAAAAUGGUAUUAAUAGCGGCUGCAGUGUGCACCAAAGCGGGCAAAACAAUCGUUUCGCGACAAUUUGUGGAGAUGACAAAGGCUCGUAUUGAGGGUCUGCUGGCAGCGUUUCCAAAGCUAAUGACCUCGGGUAAACAACACACAUUUGUGGAGACAGAUUCGGUUCGAUAUGUCUAUCAGCCAUUAGAGAAGCUUUACAUGUUGCUUAUCACAACUAAAGCUAGUAACAUCUUAGAAGAUUUGGAAACAUUGCGAUUGUUUUCUAAAGUGAUCCCUGAGUACUGUCGCUCAUUGGAAGAGAAAGAGAUCAUAGAGAAUGCAUUUGAUUUGAUUUUCGCUUUCGAUGAAAUAGUCGCAUUGGGUUACCGAGAAAGUGUUAACUUAUCACAGAUUAAAACCUUCGUUGAAAUGGAUUCUCAUGAGGAGAAAGUAUACCAGGCAGUUCGUCAAACACAGGAACGCGAAGCUAAGCAAAAAAUGCGUGAACGAGCAAAGGAACUACAGCGCGCUCGUAUGGAGCAGAAAAAAGGUGGUAUUGGAGGUAGCGGUCGCCCGUAUGCUGCUAUUAGCUCAGAUGGGUUUGGCAAUAGUGGAGGCAUUUCCAAUCACUCUUCUAUUACAACUCCUUCAAUAGGUAUUGGAGAAAUUAAGCCCGCCGCAGCUGCGCCCAAGCCCGCUGCCCCGAAAAAUGCCCUUAAACUAGGUGGCAAAUCCCGUGAUGUUGAUUCGUUUGUUGAUCAGUUAAAAAGUGAGGGCGAGAAAGUGGCAAAUAAUCCAACUCCAGUUGCUCCGUCUGCAGUUGCCAAAGUAAAGCCUGUUUCGGAUGUACCAAUGGAUGACAUCCAUCUUCGUCUGGAGGAUAAAAUUGUUGUUCGGUUGGGUCGGGAUGGUGGAUUACAAACGUUUGAGUUGUCCGGAUUGUUGACACUGCGUAUUUCGGAUGAAAAAUUCGGUAGAAUCAAGGUGCAGUUGGACAACACCGAUCAACGAGGUAUCCAACUUCAAACUCAUCCGAAUGUGGAUAAAGAACUUUUUAAAAGUAAAAAUCAGAUCGGUCUGAAAAACCCGGCCAAACCUUUUCCUAUGAAUACGGAUGUCGGUGUGCUAAAGUGGCGUUUCCAGACACAGGACGAAUCCGCCAUUCCGUUGACAAUUAAUUGCUGGCCUUCAGAAAAUGCGGAAGGUGGUUGUGACGUCAAUAUUGAAUACGAAUUGGAACAUCCACGAUUGGAGCUUCAGGAUGUGUGUAUUACCAUUCCUUUACCCAUGGGCAUCGUACCCGUUAUAUCCGAGUGUGAUGGUGAUUACCAUCAUGAUUCCCGUAAGAACGUUCUUCAGUGGAAUUUAUCGGUUAUUGAUGCUUCCAGUAAACGAGGUUCUAUGGAGUUCACAGUGCCCAAUUCGAUUCCUGGUGACUUUUUCCCGCUUGAUGUCUCAUUCUCAUCGAAAGUUUCCUAUGCCGAAUUGUCACCUGUUAAAGUUCAACUAGUUGAGGACGACACAGACGUCAAAUUUUCAACGGAGACCCUCUUCUACACCGAUAAGUACGAGAUUGUGUAAGUCAGUUACUUGUGUUGCUGUCAUCAUUUCCACUUUCAUCUGCCGUGCGAACAUGGCAGUGUCGUUACUUGAGAAGUUCUUACUGCGAAACUUUUCGUUUUAAACAUCCAAUAUUGCAAAUAUCGAUAGUUUAAUGUUUAUUUACCCGUACAUAUGAGCUUGAUUAUCUAUUCUUCUAAACUAGUUCUGUUUUCAACUGCAUCAUAUUUUAAAUCAAGUAAAACGCUCUUUAGCCAUGUGCGCCUAACAAUUUAAAUAAAAAUAUAUAUUGAAAAUAGCUGAUGUAAGACAAAUCGUAUCAAAUUAUUUUAUUCGCAUGGAUUAACAAUAACAUGUUACGGUACAGUAUAA